AUGUCUCAACAACUUGUCCUAGUCACCGGUGGCACUGGCCAUGCUGGUAAUUUUAUCAUUGAUUUGUUGCUCAAGGAAGGCUACAAGGUUAGAACUUCUAUUAGAAGCUUGGCUAAAGAGCAACAAUUGCGUGGUCUCUACGAAGAUGUCUUCGGAAAGGAACUCGUUGACAAGAAUUUGGAAAUUUUUGCUGCUGAUCUUGGAAAUGACGCUAAUUGGGAAGAGAAUUUACAGGGAGUUGACUACGUUCUUCACGUCGCUUCUCCAUUCCCAUUACAACAACCUGAAAAUCCAGACGACCUUAUUAUUCCUGCCAGAGAAGGUUCAUUGAGAAUCCUCAGGUUGGCUGCUAAUGUAAGCUCAAUCAAGCAGGUUAUUUUGACCUCAUCGUUUGCUUCUGUUGGAUACGGUCAUGAUCCAAACCGUACGGAACCAUUCACUGAAAAGGACUGGACCAAUGUGGAAAAGGAUCAACCACCAUAUCUUUUAUCGAAAGUUUUGGCCGAGAAAGCAGCUUGGGACUUCGUAGAAGAAAAUAAGCCUCACUACCAUUUCACAGUUAUAUGUCCCUGUGGUAUUUUUGGACCAGCUUAUGGUAAAACCAAGCAGCUUUCCACAUCUUUGGAAUUGAUUAGGUUGACCCUUAACGGAUCUUUCAAGGAAGUCGGCGUUCCAAUCUACAGAUUUGGGGUUAUUGAUGUUAGAGACCUCGCCAAAAUCCAAGUCCAGUGCAUCAACAACCCCAAAGUAUACAACGAGAGAUUCUUAUUGGCUACAGGUAAAACCUUCAAUUUCUUGGAAGUGGCUCAAAUCAUCGCAAAGGCUGUUCCAAAAGAACUUGCUGAAAACAUUCCAACGAAAGAGAUGGAUGGUCCACAGGAACCAUACAAGUCCAUCAGUGUACAAAAGGUUAAAACCACAUUUAACUGGGAACCAAUCAGCUCUCCAGAGGAAUCAGUUAUUACUUCGGCCAAGUCUGUCAUUGCCCUUGGGUUGUAG
Scheffersomyces stipitis CBS 6054 is the source of this 999-nucleotide messenger RNA. RefSeq names its product SDR family oxidoreductase (gene CAD4). The coding region runs from base 1 to 999 and encodes 332 amino acids. The transcript has a single exon. Gene Ontology annotation, molecular function: oxidoreductase activity, acting on the CH-OH group of donors, NAD or NADP as acceptor. NCBI's taxonomy places the organism in Eukaryota, Fungi, Ascomycota, Pichiomycetes, Serinales, Debaryomycetaceae. The record is from RefSeq and is a predicted model, not a curated record.